CCGCCGUCCAGGCCCCUUUAAGGCUGAGUCCCGCCCCCUUGCUCCCGCCCCCUCCCCUCCCCCAGCCCACCCCGGGUGCCUCGGCUGGUCGGACGGUGCGGCCCGCGGCGGCGAGCAUUGGAGCCUAGGGGGCGCGGGGUCGGGGCCCGGAGCUGGUCGUCACCAUGGCGAUGCGGGAGCUGGUGGAGAGCGAAUGUGGGGGUGCCAACCCACUCAUGAAGCUGGCCACCCACUUCACCCAGGACAAGGCCCUUCGGCAGGAGGGACUGAGGCCUGGCCCCUGGCCUCCAGGAGCCCCAGCUGCGGAGACCGUCUCCAAGCCUUUGGGAGCAGGGACUGAAGAUGAGUUGGUGGCAGAAUUCCUGCAGGACCAGAAUGCAACUCUUGUAUCCCGAGCCCCUCAGACCUUCAAGAUGGACGACCUCCUCGCUGAGAUGCAGGAGAUUGAACAGUCGAACUUACGCCAGGCUCCUCAAAGAGCCCCUGGUGUGGCCGACUUGGCCCUGUCUGAGAACUGGGCCCAGGAGUUUCUUGCAGCUGGAGAUGCUGUGGAUGUAGCUCAGGAUUAUAACGAGACUGACUGGUCCCAAGAAUUCAUCGCUGAAGUUACAGACCCACUGUCUGUGUCCCCUGCCCGCUGGGCUGAGGAGUAUCUGGAGCAGUCUGAGGAGAAGCUGUGGCUGGGAGAACCGGAAGGAACCUCUACCGCCGAUCGAUGGUACGAUGAGUAUCGUCCUGAGGAGGACCUACAGCACACAGCCAGUGACUUUGUAUCCAAGGUGGACGACCCCAAAUUGGCUAACUCUGAGUUCCUGAAAUUCGUGCGGCAGAUUGGCGAGGGGCAGGUGUCCCUGGAGUCCGCUGCAGGGUCGGGCCGAGCUCAGGCAGAACAGUGGGCAGCAGAGUUUAUACAGCAGCAGGGUACGUCAGAGGCCUGGGUUGAUCAGUUCACAAGACCAGGAAACAAAAUGGCUGCCCUUCAGGUGGAAUUUGAACGAGCCAAGUCAGCUAUAGAGUCCGAUGUCGAUUUCUGGGACAAGUUGCAGGCAGAGUUGGAGGAGAUGGCGAAACGGGAUGCUGAGGCGCACCCCUGGCUUUCCGACUAUGAUGACCUCACAUCCUCAUCCUAUGACAAGGGUUACCAGUUUGAGGAGGAGAAUCCCUUGCGUGACCACCCUCAGCCUUUUGAAGAGGGGCUGCGUCGACUUGAGGAGGGAGACCUGCCCAAUGCGGUAUUGCUUUUUGAGGCUGCUGUGCAGCAGGACCCUAAGCACAUGGAGGCUUGGCAGUACCUGGGCACCACCCAGGCUGAGAACGAGCAAGAGCUCUUGGCUAUCAGUGCCCUGCGGAGGUGUCUGGAGCUAAAGCCAGAAAACCGGACAGCGCUGAUGGCGCUGGCUGUCAGCUUCACCAAUGAGUCCCUGCAGCGACAGGCCUGUGAGACGCUGCGGGACUGGCUGCGCUACUCACCGGCCUACGCCCAUCUGGUGGCUUCUGGUGAAGAAGGGGCUACUGGGGCAGGACUGGGUCCCAGCAAGCGCGUCUUGGGAUCUCUCUUGUCUGACUCCCUGUUUCUUGAAGUAAAAGAACUCUUCCUGGCAGCUGUGCGUCUGGACCCUACAUCCAUUGACCCUGAUGUGCAGUGUGGCCUGGGAGUCCUCUUUAACCUGAGUGGGGAGUACGACAAGGCUGUGGACUGCUUCACGGCCGCCCUCAGUGUUCGUCCCAAUGACUAUUUGCUGUGGAACAAGCUUGGGGCCACCCUGGCCAAUGGGAACCAGAGUGAAGAAGCGGUGGCUGCAUACCGCAGAGCCCUUGAACUACAGCCCGGGUACAUCCGGUCCCGCUAUAAUCUAGGCAUCAGCUGCAUCAACCUUGGGGCUCACCGUGAGGCUGUGGAACACUUUCUGGAGGCCUUGAACAUGCAGAGGAAGAGCCGGGGCCCUCGGGGCGAGGGGGGCGCCAUGUCUGAGAACAUCUGGAGUACCCUGCGGUUGGCGUUAUCCAUGUUAGGCCAGAGUGAUGCCUAUGGGGCGGCCGAUGCUCGGGAUCUGCCUGCCCUCCUAGCUAUGUUUGGCCUGCCCCAGUGACAGUGGGAUGGGCUGCCCUGUGAGUGUCUGCUUGGAGGGGUCCGCGCUCUGGGUGUGACUCCCUCUCCUCAAAUGGGCCUACCACCGGGGCGGGCUGAUGACCACAAGCGGUACGACCUCUCAGGAGCUGCCUCAGAGUAGGGGUGCAUAGCUGUGUCUUAGGUCCUACUUAAUUGUAGGGAUGAGCUGUCUCUGACCCUUGGUAAUUCAAGGGCUGUGUAUCCAGCUACAGAUCUCUUUCUGUUCAUCAUGCCCUUUCUUGGUGCUGCUUUUUGGGUAGGACCCAAUGACAUAGGGGAAUUGUUGUCAUCAGCUGCCAUUUCUGAUAGGGCCUGCCACAGUUUUAAGUCUCUCCUAGCCCUACUCUUCCUGGGAAUUGGUAACAGUCCAGCUUCCUUGGGCAGUUGUGUAUAAGAGGUUCCCCUGAGCAUCUGUGUGAUGCUGGCUGGGAUGGAUGUUAGGAGUUGCCUGCUCACUGAAGUGGUGAUGCGGCUUCACAGAGCCGGACUUGGGACAAGUGCUCGCAGCUCCGUCACUCCUGGCCAUGAGCUUGGAUCUUCUGUGGGCGGACACUGAAGCAGCCAAUGCUCAUGUGGUUACCGUACUGUCCUCAGGGCCGGGGCUUGUCACUGCGGGUGGCAUGGUCUAUGAGGGAGGGAGGUUCAUUUGUGGAGUGAGCCCAGAGGUGGGACAGUAGUUGUGUGGUCAGUACUGCUGUCCUCUCUUCUUCUUGGGAGACUUGGAAGGAGGAACUAAACAAACCUUGUAGCAAACUGGUUCAGAAGUUGCAUUCUUGCCAAAUUCCCACAAAGGGAGGGUUCAGUGUUACCAUAAGCCUUCUUGAAGCAUUUAUAGGGGAUAUCAUUGAAACCCCUUCCCCUGUCACCUCCACAAGGUGAGGAGGAAGGGAUGCUGAGGGAGCAGCCGGAGACGUCUCCACUGUUUCUGUGUGGGGAGACACGCAGAGCCCCAUAAAUGACUGCUAAGCCUUUUACCUUGUCUUCAGUAGCUAAUGAUCAGAAUUUUUUUUUAAACUGCCAUGGUCCCAAAAUUCCAUCCUGAAAUUUAUUUUUCUUUGUAUGCAUAUGUGUAAAUGAUUUAAAAAAUAAAACUGUAAAAUAUUUGUAUGAAGAAUAAACUGGACUGAUGUGA
Apodemus sylvaticus (European woodmouse) is the source of this 3242-nucleotide messenger RNA. It is a transcript of the gene Pex5, whose product is annotated as peroxisomal biogenesis factor 5. Gene Ontology annotation, biological process: protein import into peroxisome matrix, docking. The coding region runs from base 165 to 2090 and encodes 641 amino acids. The transcript has 16 exons. Gene Ontology annotation, molecular function: protein binding. The record is from RefSeq and is a predicted model, not a curated record. Lineage: Eukaryota; Metazoa; Chordata; Mammalia; Rodentia; Muridae. Gene Ontology annotation, cellular component: peroxisomal membrane; cytosol.